Helianthus annuus (common sunflower) is the source of this 580-nucleotide messenger RNA. RefSeq lists its product as uncharacterized. Bases 174 to 503 code for a protein of 109 amino acids. The transcript is spliced from 3 exons. Lineage: Eukaryota; Viridiplantae; Streptophyta; Magnoliopsida; Asterales; Asteraceae. The record is from RefSeq and is a predicted model, not a curated record.
AUGCAUUACAACUUGUACCAUGUUUUUUUAUUUUACUAAAUCACCGGUGAAACUGUGAAAACAACCUACCCUUAAAGAUAGGAUUCCAUCCUUAUUCUCUACUACAAAUCAUACAUGCUACAUACAUACAUACCCUUCUUGAGAUAUGCACAGUUGCUGAAAUUGCAGAAAGAAUGUCCACUUUUGAACCAGAAAAGUCAAACAAGUUGGUCAAAGUUCCAGCCACACUUGCCUCCAUUGAAUCAUUGACAUUUCCUUUGGUUCAGGAAGUUGUUAUAUUGGCGGAUUAUAGAUGCAAAAUGUGUAAAGAUAAAGUUGCGGAUAUGGUUUCCAAAAUGAAAGGAGAUAUGGAGUCGAUGGAGAUGAUGAUAACGGAGAAAAAAGUAAUCCUUACGUUUGCAGGCAGAUACUCAAAAUCAAUGAAGACACAUGAAAAAAAACUUGAAGUAUUUGCCAUCUACAAGAACAUUGUAAAUAAAGUUUGCAGUGUCUUACGUUAUUAAAAUGCUUCAUAAUUACAGCUUUUAUUUUAUAGAAUGAUGUAAAUUCACAAAACCACACUCAUCACUCAACAGAAAUG